This is a messenger RNA of Monopterus albus (swamp eel), 1467 nucleotides long. RefSeq names its product redox-regulatory protein FAM213A-like. Lineage: Eukaryota; Metazoa; Chordata; Actinopteri; Synbranchiformes; Synbranchidae. The record is from RefSeq and is a predicted model, not a curated record. The transcript is spliced from 5 exons. Gene Ontology annotation, molecular function: antioxidant activity.
GACCUGACAUUAAUACACUGAGCCAUUCCUGGCUUUAAGAAAUCCGUUUAUUUUUUUAACUGUAUUGUGUAAGUUUGCAGUGUUAUUGCUGCCACGUCUGAUACUUUGGCCCAAUGACAGUGGGUGACCUUUGAACCGGAGAGGGGACGGUGCUCGUGCAUAUAACGACUAAAGUUCAGUAUUUAAUUGUGUUCCCGCUGCAGAUUGGAUAACGGCGUCUCUAAUCAAACACAGCUGCAUUCGAUCACCUCGUCCAACUAGUAUCGGUCCAACAGAGACCGAGGAGGCCUGGAGGAACAAGUUUAUCCGGGGUUUAAACGCGCUGGUAGCCGCGCCUAGUCAGACGUGCGCCUCCAGUGCUAUGUAACGAAGGAGGAGGCAAUAUGCGCUGAAUGAAACCGAGCAAAGAGGAGAAAUCACAAUGGGACUCCUGUCUAACAUGGUGUCCGCUGUGGGCCGCGUCGUUACUGGUUUGACGAAUUUUUUCACCGAUAUGUUUCUCACUCCACCGCUGAAGGCCACUCUCCAACAUUUGAGGGAAACUGAACUCAAAACUCUACGAGGAGAAAUCAAGACUUUAAAAGCCGAGUCUUUGUGGGACAAGUCUGGAGCUGUCAUCAUGGCCGUUCGGCGGCCUGGAUGAUUUUUGUGCAGAGAGGAGGCUGCAGAGCUGUCCUCUCUGAAACCCCAGCUGGAUGAGCUGGGGGUCCCUCUGUAUGCUGUGGUGAAGGAGGACGUCGGCACCGAGGUCCAGAACUUCAGACCAUACUUCAAGGGGGAGAUCUUCUUGGAUGAAAAGAGGUGUUUUUAUGGACCCCGUGAGCGAAAGAUGGGUCUCCUGGCAUUCCUUCGAGUUGGGGUGUGGAUUAAUGGCCUGAGGGCCUACAAGAAAGGCUUCAUGGGGAAUGUUCAGGGAGAAGGUUAUGUUCUCGGUGGGGUCUUUGUCAUUGGACGAGGACAGCAGGGUAUACUUCUGGAGCACAGAGAAAUUGAGUUUGGUGAUCAAGUCAACAUUGAAGAUGUCAUCAGAGCUGCCAGAAGAAUACCACAGGAAUGUCUGCCUGUAGAGAAGAAAUAAAGCUUUGUGUUAGCCUGGGUCAAUAAGAAUCUCAUAUUUGUUUAAAAAAGUCCUUGAGCUGUAAGAAUCCAGCAUCUUUCACAGUACAGAAAGGUUUAGACCCAUUACAAUGACAUACAGCUGACAUAGUUUAAUGUUCAUGUGAGAUGUUUGUAAUGAAUAUACAAGCCCUGUAAGAUUAGGGUAACAGUCUCUGGGGAAACCAGGGUGCAUUUUGGGGUAUGACUGUGUAGUAAGUGGCUCUGAGCGUGUUAAUGAUGGUCUGCCUUUAAACUCAGAGGAAGCAGACCUGAUAUCUAACACUCAGUUUAUUACUUUGUGAUACUGUUGUUAUCCUGGGAAACAAGAUGCUGUCACCUGACUAAUAAAACAUGCCUCUGUUAUCUACA